AUGCCCUCCGCAAUCCCUUCCAUCACUCUCAACACCGGAGCAACUAUCCCAGCUAUCGGACUCGGAACCUGGCAAUCUCCCAAGGGCCAAGUCCGUGCAGCCGUAUUUCAUGCUCUCACCGAGACACCUGUGCGCCAUAUCGAUGCCGCUUACGUCUACCUGAACGAAAACGAGGUCGGGCAGGGUAUUCGUGAUGCCAUUGCAACGGGUAAAGUUACUCGCAAAGAUAUCUUUGUUACAACAAAAGUCUUUGUGACUUUCCAUAACCGUGUCCAACAAUCACUCGAUGAAUCCCUCAAAAACCUUGGCCUUGAUUACGUCGAUCUUCUUCUCGUCCAUUGGCCUGUUGGUCUUAAUCCUAAAGGCAAUCACCCAUUGCUUCCACGUAAUGCCGACCGCAAGUUUGACGUGGACCCUUCCUUUGAUCUGCUUGCUACUUGGCGCCAGUUUGAGGCUGCUUACCGUUCGGGUAAAACCCGAGCUAUUGGAGUUUCCAACUUUUCUGCUCCAGUUCUCUCAGAGCUCUUGUCUCAAAACAUCUCCGUCAUUCCUGCCGUUAAUCAGAUUGAGAGCCACCCGUUUCUCCCAGGCCCUGAAAUUACUGCACUGUGUGCUUCCCGCGGAAUUGUGGUCGAAGCCUACUCACCUCUUGGUUCCACGGGCGCUCCUCUGCUGACCAAUCCUAUAGUCAAGGAGCUUGCUGCAAAAUAUAAGGUUCCAGAGGCCACUAUUCUUAUUUCCUGGCACGUCAACGAGGGCCGUGUCGUACUUCCCAAGUCCGUGACUCCUGAACGUAUCUCAACUAACGCUGAGUGGGUCCAGUUGUCCAAGGAGGAUCUCCAGACUUUGGACGGAUUGUCAAAUACGUACGGCUUGAAGCGUGUUGUCAAGAUGAAGUGGGGGGUUGAUCUCAAGUUCCCCGAUUGGAGUGACAAGCCAGUUGCCAAGUUGUAA
This is a messenger RNA of Magnusiomyces paraingens, 954 nucleotides long. RefSeq lists its product as uncharacterized. The coding region runs from base 1 to 954 and encodes 317 amino acids. The transcript has a single exon. NCBI's taxonomy places the organism in Eukaryota, Fungi, Ascomycota, Dipodascomycetes, Dipodascales, Dipodascaceae. The record is from RefSeq and is a predicted model, not a curated record. Gene Ontology annotation, molecular function: aldose reductase (NADPH) activity. Gene Ontology annotation, cellular component: cytosol.